CAAUUCAAUACAUUAGAUAGCUAGAAUUUGAAUUGCAGUUUACCAAUAUGGUUGGGAAAUUAGUUUUCGCUUGCUUGCUAGUUUACGCCUUUGCGUUUCAAGGUAAACCGAGUUUCGAUAAAGGUUAUGAAACCGUUGCUGCUGAAGAAGGAGCAUUGUUACAAAUCACAUGCUCUGCUAAGGGUACUCCGCCUAUAACUCACACAUGGUUUGAUAAGGAUGAUUUAGUUGUAUCAGAAAUGCCAUUCAACAGAAUUUUCUCCGUUGCAAGGCCAAACGAGACUCUGAUCGUUUUCAAAAAUACAACCCGACAAGACAGCGGUGAAUACACAUGUUCUGCUUCCAAUAUUCACGGCAUGGUGAGCAAAGUAUACCAACUAUUUAUCAUUCCUAAAUUGGGUACAGAUCAACUAUAAAAAAGUAAACUGCAAUAGAGUCUUCAAAAUAUCCAAUUGCAAUCCAUUCCUCCGUGAUUUCUUUGUCUGGAUAAAUGUACUUAUUAUGACAUUUACUUAAUUUCAGAGGACCUUUCCUGCCAAAUAUUUAAUUUUUCAGAUAGAAAGCACUAAAUUUAAGAGCGCUCAUCCAGUGGCCUGAUUCGUAAAGGGCGAAAUGAUAUUAAAUGAUUCAAAAUGCUCAUUUAAGACAGAGUAAUUUUUUAUCAAAUAUAAUAAACAAUAAAAGCCAAAUGUAUGGAAAUUUUUCUGUUUAAACAAAUUUUGUCUUUCUCAUUACUGUGUUUUUUAUGCUAAAAAUGUAUCUUCCUGUAUCUUAAUAUUGUUUACAGACUGAUAUGGAAAUAAAAGUUUUAUAAAUUAAAA
Molecule: messenger RNA, 821 nt
Organism: Stegodyphus dumicola
Lineage: Eukaryota; Metazoa; Arthropoda; Arachnida; Araneae; Eresidae
Product: cell adhesion molecule 1-like
Biological process (GO): homophilic cell-cell adhesion
Cellular component (GO): plasma membrane
Source: RefSeq, a predicted model, not a curated record